Molecule: messenger RNA, 935 nt
Organism: Lodderomyces beijingensis
Lineage: Eukaryota; Fungi; Ascomycota; Pichiomycetes; Serinales; Debaryomycetaceae
Source: the annotation of a GenBank genome assembly
AUGACAGUGGAAGAACUACACGAUGAGGUCGAGGCAAUUGAAUCGAUAUAUCCCGACACGAUAAAAGCUGAAGCUCCGCAAAUCUAUACCAUCAAAAUCCCAAAUCACUCAGAGGUGUCCUUCCAACUAACCUUCCCCGUAUCAUACCCCGAUGCCCAGCCCGAGGUUCUUCAAGUAUUGAACCUGAGCAAGAGCACAUUCACGGAUGAAUCGUAUUUGGAAAAGAAGAUAAGCUCGGUUUUAAAUGAUAUCUUUACAUCUGGACAAGUUGUCAUGUUUGAGUUGCUCACGGAGUUGCAAGAAGUAUUUGACCAGAUUGCCGAAACGCGAGCGGCUCAGCAACUCGAGCGUGAGUCCAAAUCCAAUUCCAAAUCCCACAGCCCUCCUCUUCCUCCGUUGCCGUUGGUGGUGGAGCAAAAGAAAUAUGACAAAGCUGCUCCUCAGCUGGCGGACAUUGAUCACACCGCCGGAUGGCAGCAGUCGGAACCCAUAAUUGAUAGACAUUCGACAUUCAUCGCUUACGUGCGACAAGUCCACAGUGUGAAAGAGGCUCAAAUGUACUUGGACAAUUUGGUUCUUGACAGGCGGAUCUCUAAAGCUACUCAUAACAUCUCAAGCUGGCGGAUCAAAGAUAAAGAUGGACUUGCCGUGUAUCAAGAUUGUGAUGAUGAUGGAGAGAUGGCGGCGGGGAGCAGAUUGCUACAUCUAUUGCAGGUAUGUUUUCCUUUUUUUCUGUUUAGUGGCAAGCCGUUUUGGUACUAACUAAUUUCAUGUAGAUGAUGGACGUUUGGAAUGUGAUUGUUGUUGUUAGUCGAUGGUUCGGUGGCAUACAUUUGGGACCUGACCGCUUCAAGCAUAUAAACUCAGCUGCUCGUGAUGCUCUAACAAAGGGUUGCUUUUCGGGACUUGCUCCAACCAAGUCGAAGAAGAAAUGA